Molecule: messenger RNA, 3513 nt
Organism: Trypanosoma grayi
Lineage: Eukaryota; Euglenozoa; Kinetoplastea; Trypanosomatida; Trypanosomatidae
Product: putative WD repeat-containing protein 11 isoform X1
Exons: 1
Coding region: 1-3513 (1170 amino acids)
Cellular component (GO): cytoplasm
Molecular function (GO): protein binding
Source: RefSeq, a predicted model, not a curated record
AUGAGUUGUGUGUCCGCCACGUUGAGUGCAAAAAUCAUUCCCGGUAAACCGGCCUCACCGGGUGCCGGGCCAGCCCCUAUAGAGGAGAUGAAGAAGUGGCCAUAUCAGGCAGCACAGUACGGGUGCCAGGACCUCCUUGCCUGCAGCUCCUAUUGUGACGAAUCCGGCGAUGUUUUUGUAGUCGAUAUGAACAGCAUGCAACUGGUGCAGACCUUGCACGGCCAUGGCGUACGGGUGACCUGUGUCCAAUGGAAGCCACCGCCAGCGUCGUAUUUGCAGCACGGGUUGUUUCUCAUUACGGGAGAUGCUGGGGGGAAUGUUGCGAUUUGGGAUGUGGCUGAAGGUGACAUCUUGUAUAGCAUUCAGGUGCCUAAUUCACAGCCUGUACAUGCGCUACUGCUCUUAACAAGACAGCAUUUGUUGGUAGUGACGAGAGAUUGCACAGGAUUUGUCUAUGACUCACACCUCGCGGAUAAAGAGCCGCUUCAAGAUGUUCAACUGCCACUUCGGUCAGAGGUAUCAGGAUCCCUUGUCCCUUUACGUUUGUGUACCUCGAAACUAAGCACGUCUCAGACGUCCUGCAUUGUAUUCGUCGAUCGUAUCCGUGUACUAGGCUCCUUGGAGAUUGGGGCCAAAAGAAACUACAGUGGUUCAUGGGCAAAGGAUCUUAUCUAUGAUAGUGAAGACGGUUAUGAAACAGUGUUUGAUGCUGUCUUUAGUGAGUCUCAAGAGGAGUUGCUGUACUUCGCAACACGAAAUUCAGUCGGGGCGUAUGACUGGAAAACGAGUCUGCUUCUUAACGAACAAGUGCUCUGGCAUACGAAAGGUGAUGUAGAAUUUAGGCGUAUCUUUCCAUCCUCACCUGGCACCCUGGCUGAGAGUUCACUCCAGCUUCCACUCUUGUAUUCAUUUGGCACGGACCAAAGAUUGUGCGCCUGGUACGUGUCUCGAACGGAUAAGAUUACAAGUGUGGCUGCCGAUGUAAGGGGUGCGAGGAUCGCGUCAAAGACUGUGGCAAAUGUAGUCCAAUCGACGAUGGCGGCAAACUUCUUUGCAGUUAUCUUCACUGAUGGUUCCGUGGCUCGGUGGAGGUUUGCAGUAGAGUCCCGGCGUUGGUUACUCGAGGGAUAUCUUUCUUUUUCCCUUGUCAAACCUACUGGUCUCUGCUUGGUGGGGGACAAUACGGUGUGCUGUGCGUUGGAAAGUGGCCACUUGGUGCUGACUGAUGUAAAACACUGUACGACACUUAGACGGGUGAAUAUUGUUCACUCUGGUGGAACGCGAAUCAUACUGCUGAUUCCCCACAGGUGGGGAGAGUCUGUAUGGGUGGUCACCAACAAGUGUGUGCAGUUCCGUCAUUACCACCAAGUCACUCUUUUUGACUGUCGCAGCGGUGUUGUAUUGUGUGUGCUUAGGAAACCUACACACCCCGAUGCUACUCGCAUGAAGGGUAUUACCCUAAAUGCUACAGGAGCAUUUUUACUGUUAGCUUAUCUUGAUGGCACGUUUGAGGUGUGGAGUGUGGAAGGGAGUGGUCUCAUUUACUCCUUUGAGGGUAUGGGUGUGUCGGGUGUUUCAUGGGCGCCACAAACGUUCUUGUCAUGCCUUAGGGGAGUUCAGGGUACACCGCAGCUACUUGCUAUUGUAUUUGCAGACAGUACAAUGAGCUUUUGGACGGUCUACAAAGAUCGAGUAGUACAAAACCGCGAUGUGGCUCCUCUUCUUCCUAGUGGCUCCGCCAAUGGAGUUUUCUGCGUGUCGACUGCCGAGUCGUUGGCAAUGAUUGAUGGUUCAGGGAUACCUUCUAUCGUCAAGAAUGAAGCGUUGGAUUUUCACGCGAUUCCUUUGAAGAACAUUCCUCUAAACAGCCGUGCUAUAAGUAUUGCCGUUUCAAAGGCAGAUGGAGUCAAGACUAAUAGUAGUGCAGACGCGAGUCAAUUGCAGGUCUGGAUUGCAGUUGUUUUCGCUGAUGAGUCAUUUGGUGUAUGGAACGUGUCCAGUCGGGAGCGACUGAGCUACUCCAAAGCAACACAGAUAAACAUGAGUGUGAAAGCCUUGACAUGGAUGGGAGAUAUGCUUAUUGUUCUAACCACUACUGGUUCCAUCGCUGUUGUUGACAAGUUCCUUAUUUCGGUCAACAGCAGUGUGUCCUCGAAGUCUCCCCGCCGACCGAUCCAGAGCAGCGCCUUUUUCCUACCAGCUCAUCGAACUUACAUUCAGACGUCACUGGAGACCCAGAUGAAGUGUACCCCGCUUGAUUCAAACUUCUCUGAGUCCACCAACUCGCCAAGCUACUUGGUGAAAAAUGUUGACCCAAACAGGAGGCCGUGCCGAGGCCCAUUUGGCCAAACUAUAUCAGAUGAUAUUUCAACACUGGCACGAGAGCUUGACCUUUACAAAGAGACUAUGAUACCAAGGCAUAUCCGGGAACCGUUGCAGCGGGCAGUUUCCCAGCGAUGCACGGAGGAGGUUGCGUUGUGGGUGGCGCGGUUCUUUGGCCAGCAGGAGAAACAACGCUUCUGGACCCAGUUCUGUGUGAGCAAAGCUCUCUGGCAGCCUUUACCCGGCUCAAAUGAUCAGCUGCAAUUAACCGAACGAAGGGAAGUGGGACGUGAGCUGGAACCUCCUUUGUCCUACAUCUGCAGUGACCGCCUCUCAGAGGCAGUUGCAGUUUCGGAGGUGAUUCGCAGAAACCGCACGUGCUUCAAUGAGUAUCGUAUAGCCGCCCUUGAGGCUACUAAAGGCCAAAACUUGAAUAACUCGAAAUGCCGUUUGACAGUAGCACGAGAGUUGUUGAGACUUCAAGAACCUCAAAAGGCUGUUGAUGUUUUGAUGGAUGCCAAUUAUGAAAGUGAUCAAUUCCCUCAAUUGGCAAAUCUCGCCGUUACUAUAGCCGCCUCAACCGCCGCCCAUGAUUCGCCAUCACAGGCCCUGCUUGCCCUCACGACCAAACGUGCUGCUGCUAUGUUCUUAGCGAGAGGGGAUUUGGAUGACGCAGUGGAAAAGUUCAUACUCUCCGGAGACCACUACGAUGCUUGUCUGACACUCCAAUCCUGUGGUAAAUGGAACGAGGCCGUUACAUUGGCGAAGAUGGCUUCCAUGUCGUCUGAAAAGCAGCGGGAUCUCCUUUAUAGGUGGUGCUCUUACUGUGCCAAGCGAGGGGAAAUGAUGGAUGCGGCACGCUUGCUUUUCUCACUUGGCUCGCCCUGUGAAGCGCUGGUGUUGCUUUCUGAGUCGGUGCACCUAACUGACGUUGCAGGUUUGCUUGCAAUAGCCCUUCUAGAGGUUCCUACCUUUUCCUCAAGGGAACACCUUCAGAAGUUGACGCCGUCGCUCUCGAAGGACGAAGAUCCAUCUGAUGCGUUGCGUUUGGGCGAAGUUGUGCUGAACACCUUGACAGACUACUGCAGUGUGCUGAACUCUGUUGGCAAUGUGGUGGCGGAGCGUUCCGUGCUGGAACUCAUUGCGUCUCUCAAGCGUGAGAACAGAGGUGCUUCCACUGCCGCGGACUGA